Messenger RNA from Cricetulus griseus (Chinese hamster), 686 nucleotides. NCBI's taxonomy places the organism in Eukaryota, Metazoa, Chordata, Mammalia, Rodentia, Cricetidae. The record is from RefSeq and is a predicted model, not a curated record.
CAUGGCCGGGACAUCUUUAAAAAGGAAUUAUCUGGACUCAAGAGGAUCAUAGCACCUUCCCCCUCCUGCAGCCUCUUUCUCACCUGGUAGAGAAAUCUCAGAAGGUUCACAAGAUGUGUGAUGCCUUUGUGGGAACCUGGAAACUGGUCUCCAGUGAAAACUUCGAUGAUUACAUGAAAGAAGUGGGAGUGGGCUUUGCCACCAGAAAGGUGGCCGGCAUGGCCAAACCCAACAUGAUCAUCAGUGUGAACGGAGAUGUGAUCACCAUCCGAUCAGAGAGCACAUUCAAAAACACUGAGAUUUCCUUCAAACUGGACCAGGAAUUUGAGGAAAUCACCGCAGAUGACAGGAAAGUGAAGAGCGUCAUAACCCUAGAUGGCGGGGCCCUGGUACAGGUGCAGAAGUGGGAUGGGAAGUCUACCACCAUAAAGAGAAAGCGAGAGGGUGACAAGCUGGUGGUGGAAUGUGUCAUGAAAGGUGUCACCUCUACCAGAACUUAUGAAAGGGCAUGAGCCAAGGGAAGUGGCCCUGGACUGAAAUUUGCAUCGAACUCUACAAUACUCAAUUGGAUGUAUUGUUUUUAAAAAGAUAUGAUUUUCCACUAAUUAGCAAACAAACUAUUUUUUCCUGAAGCUGGAUGUUAUUGAAUAUGGUUGUGUUGGUUAAAUAAAACCUUUUUAGAUUUA